AUACAAUAUUAUCUUUACCGAAUGAAUAUCAUUUACAUGAAAUUGAAAAGAAGUAUUUUAUGUGUAUUUUUCAAAACUAAUUCUAAGCCUAAAUUGGUCGUUAUAUUAAUUUUUUAAUUGUUGCUCUCUUUUGAUUUAAUUUCUGUUUGAAUUAACACGGAAUGUGAUAAAUGCGAUGUUGCAUGCGGGGGAAAUUGUAUACGCCCUCUGCGGAAUGUUCAUUCGACUACACAGAAGUGGGCGGAGCAAGGAUUUAAGAGGCCAACCCACCAUUUGAAAGAGAUAAUAGUACUGCUGCAUUUUUGUGAUUGAAGAAAUUCGGAUAAGUGUCUACAUAGUUUUUCAGUUGGAGCCUUUUCAGAUUUGUCGCAUACAUUAAGAUCAAACUGAAUAAAUUCAGGUGGAUGAGGAGACAGGGAAAAUUUCUACGGGACAGAUGGUGAUAACAAAGAUGGUGGAACAUACUUUACGAAAAUCUUCGGGCUUUACAAUUGAUUCUUUAAUAGGAAAAGACUCUGAAAAAGCAGAGAUUUCUUCAUGUGGCAGAAAUUUUGAGGAAUAUGUGCAGACCAAUAAUAGCGACAGUUCAAGGUCUCGACCACAGGAAAGACCAGAAAAUCCAGAACGACCUCGGAGAGAGCCCGCUGUUCACGACUCUACACGACAGUUUCCAGAUUUCGCUAUAGCACGGAGGGACAGGGAGUUGUAUCUUGCGUCACAUCAGCACAGUGCCUCAGAAUCAUUAAAACAUUUACAUGACGUUCUUUCUCAAACCGCUGGGGCCACGGGAACAUAUUUCGCCCCUCGAGUGUGUCGUCAUCCUAUUUCACCCUUUAACCUACAUUCUGUGUACCCUGGUCAGUUACCGGCCUCCGCCCCUCUUCAUCCCCUGAUGUUGAACCCCUCCACCUCCCGAGAUAUCAGACAUCUUCAUCCUUGGAUAUCAGAGCGGUACUCCGGAUAUUACUACCCCAGAUACCCAGCCGCGCCAGGAUUUUUAUUCCAACCGUACAGAAAACCCAAACGAAUACGAACUGCAUUUUCACCUUCACAACUUCUUCAACUGGAGAAGGCAUUUGAAAAGAGCCAUUAUGUAGUUGGGCAAGAGAGAAAAGAUCUGGCCUCAGAACUUCAACUGACAGAGACACAGGUGAAAGUGUGGUUCCAGAACAGAAGAACUAAACAUAAACGGAUAAAAUCGGAAGAUGGGGAAGAACUAAACAGCACCGACAGAGGUUCCUCUAAAGAUAUGGACAGUGACAUAGACAAGAAUGACAGCGACAUCAGUGACAUUGAGGACAUAGGUGAUGACGGCAUGGGUCAUCCCCAUGGCAACGAAGUUCACCAUCCACCAGCUCCUGUGGCCGCUCAUUUAUUGCUGCAGUAGAUAAUCGAUAUCCUGGAAGUUCGAUGUGGAAAAUUUGUAAAACGGGUUUUGAUAAUUUUAAUGAGGACGAAAACUGUUGUAGAAUGUUAUACAUGUAUAAAGAAUUCCUAAUUUUCUUGUUGUAUGUCAGCUACAUGUCUCCAAUGUGCCACACUUGUUGUGAUACAUAUAUAUAUAUAUAUAUAUAUAUAUAUAUAUAUAUAUAUAUAUUUGUGAAAUUUAAUACAAAAUCCAACACGCUUUGUACAAGUGCUCAUUAUUUAUUGAAUGAAUAAUUGGU
Ostrea edulis (European flat oyster) is the source of this 1667-nucleotide messenger RNA. RefSeq names its product homeobox protein EMX1-like. Gene Ontology annotation, molecular function: DNA binding; DNA-binding transcription factor activity, RNA polymerase II-specific. The coding region runs from base 437 to 1387 and encodes 316 amino acids. Gene Ontology annotation, biological process: regulation of DNA-templated transcription; neuron differentiation; brain development. The transcript has 3 exons. Lineage: Eukaryota; Metazoa; Mollusca; Bivalvia; Ostreida; Ostreidae. The record is from RefSeq and is a predicted model, not a curated record.